Molecule: messenger RNA, 873 nt
Organism: Colletotrichum gloeosporioides
Lineage: Eukaryota; Fungi; Ascomycota; Sordariomycetes; Glomerellales; Glomerellaceae
Exons: 2
Coding region: 1-873 (290 amino acids)
Source: RefSeq, a predicted model, not a curated record
AUGCCUUCAACGGCACUUGCAUCACGGAUUCGAUUUGAAAAUGGGUCAUCGGUAAACUCUGAAGCCUCAGAGUCGGCUUCAUCACAACACAACUUGGCCCAUGGCCAGGCGGCCUACGGGGCUCGAGGUCGACAGAAAGACACGACUGAGACGACAUCUGCCGCGAUUCGACCAGACUUGACAUCGCAGGCGCAAAAAGUACCAACGGAAGUUAUGAGGCAGCUUGGUUCGUUGCCAGUUCGGAGAGCUUGGAGGGGACGAUCAGGCGAGGCACCACCAGAUGUGUCCAAAGCUCCUGUUGUAGAAGCCAUCAUGCUUCACGAGAGAGGAGAAGUGCAGGCUUCAGAACAGCAAUGCCCCAAGUGUCAGAGGGGAGAAGGUGUGUCACCUGAAUGCGUGAAAAUUCCGAGCAUUCAUGGCGGAGCAUGCAGCAAUUGCCUGAUAGCCCGGGCUCUCGCCCGCCCGGGAUCGGCUGUCCGGUUGACCCGGAGUUAUUCAGCGGAACGUCGGUCCAUCUCUGCCACCAUCUCACCAUCAAUUCCCAAGGAAGAUCUUAUUGCCGUCUGGAAUCUGAUUGCAGGAGUCAUGUCGACACAGCCACAAGAUUGCCUAUUCGAUGAUGGCACAGAGCCUCCAGGAAAAAGAAUCGAGGAUGCGGCGCGUUUGGUUGCAAGGUCGGCAGAUGAGUGGGGACACAGCGUCAGGGAGGGAGGUUCGGAAUCAAGCAAGUCGCCGAAAACACCAGCAGAGAGGCAGAGGCUAGUGAGGCAAGCAAAUCGUAUUCGAGAAACAGCUUUGCAGAUUGCCAACUGCGCGCGGGACUGGGGCGAGAAGCUGGAACGCAAAAGAUCGACAUCUCAGCUGCGAGGGUAG